GGCAAGAAUCAAAAGCAAGGUAGGCAUUGACUUUCUCCUUCCUCACAUAUCAAUCCAUCGACCUUGCUGCUGCAAGCAAGAUCGAUUUCAUAGCUCGUAAACAAGGACUUGCGGAGGAUUGCUUUGGCAAAACAUCGACCAAUUGCCGUAGCCAAGAUGCAACUUGUGGACUUAAUUGGAGGAAUCGGUAUCAAAUAAUCAGAGGAUUGUCUGAGGGUUUAGUUCUUCUCCGUGAGAAGGGAAUUCUUCACUUGGACCUGAAGCCAGCUAAUAUACUGUUAGAUGGUCACCUGUUACCCAAAAUUGCUGAUUUUGGUCUAUCAAGAUGCCUCACUCAAACGCAGACCUAUGUUAUUACUAAAAACAUAGCUGGAACAAUGGGAUAUAUGGAUCCAGAGUACCUCAGAUCAGGCCAAAUUGGAUUCUCAUCAGACGUGUAUAGCCUUGGCGUUAUAAUCAUGGAGAUACUGACAGGAGUGAGGCAAUAUCACAAAGAUGAGCAUGCAGUUGAAAGAUGGAUGAGUCGAUUGGGAGUAUCAGAGGGGGACAUGCAAUUAGAACAAGUGAGAGUAUGCAGUGAGAUAGCUAUAGAGUGCAUGGACUUGGUCCCAGAGAAGAGACCAGAUGCAUGCUAUAUAAUUGAUAGGCUUGAUCAAAUUGAGGGUGCUGACAAAUCGCAUGAAACUGGCAUCAACAAUUCAUUGAUUGAGCUGCAGGUAAGUUCACCAAGGGAACAAUCAGGAGAAAGAGUUGGAAAGCUUGCAGGCGAGAGCCACCAAAACGCAGAUAUGAAGGAACAGUUGGAGAUACUGCAAGAUGUUGCAUCAAAUCUUGGAAGGCUUCAUUUCCAGGAAGGCCAACAGGGUGAGCAAGAUACAAUACAACAUGUCAACCGCCAUGGCGCAAGUAAUUCUAGCUCUAUCUCUACUGGGUUGAACGAGUUGAACAUUUUGGACAUCUACAUCAGAACAGCCCACAAGAUUUUUGAUAGGAACAACAGGCGUUCAUUGGAACAGACACAUUUUAUAAAUAUCUUCAGCAUGCAGAAGCUCAGGCCAAUAAUAAGGAAUGAGAAUCUCAUCAGAGAAGGUUUCUUCACUAAAGUUUACAAAGGCGUUGUUGAUAAUGUACUGGUUGCAGUGGAGCAAACGUUUGAUGUUGAUAACAAGGACUUAGGAGAUGAAGUCAUCAUCCAGUCUCAAAUCAGCCACAAGAACAUUGCUUGGUUCAUAGGUUGUUGCCUGGACAUUGAUAACCCCAUUCUAGUUUAUGAGUUCCCCCCCAGAGGAAACCUUCAUGACAUUCUUCACAGCAACAGUAAGAUCCCCCUCAACUUGGAUGUGCGUCUAAAUAUUGCUGCAGAAUCAGCACAAGGUCUAGCUUAUCUGCAUUCACAAGCUCGUAUCAGAAUCCUGCAUGGUGAUGUCCAACCGGAAAAUAUACUCUUGGAUGAGAACUUUAUGCCAAAGAUCGCAGGCUUUGGCCUAUCAAAAUUGAUUAUGGGAGAUAAGGAGCACACCGGUGACACGAGUUAUAUGGAUCCAGUGUACCUGCAAACAGGUCGGCUGACCUCGAAAAGUGAUGUGUACAGUUUUGGAAUUGUGAUCUUGGAGGUCAUUAGCAGGAAGAAGGCCACUCAUUCUGAUAAUAACAGCCUAUUGAGGAGUUUCCUUCAAGUUCACAAAGAAGGGAAGAAAGCAACCGAGUUGUUUGACAAGGAAAUUGCGCUAACAGAAGAAGAUUUGGAGCUCCUUGACUAUCUUGCAGAGAUUGCUGUGGAAUGUCUUAACAUGAACGUGGAUCAUAGACCCACGAUGACAGAAGUUGCAGAACGCCUUCUCAUACUAAAUCGUUCUGGUAGGUUACAUGCACGACAUACAAGUGCUGACUACUCAGAGGAAACUGACAUUAGCGGUUUAUUUGUUGAGCAACAGAAAGUAGGUCAUUUACCACGGGCAGUGCAAGAUACUGGCCGUCAUGACGGAGGAAAUUCUAGUGGGUUCUUCAAUUUGAACAAUUUGGGCAUUUUCAAUUGGAAAGGACGCAGAAAUAUCAAUAGGAACAACAUUCAUGCAUUAGAAAUGUCACAUUUUAUAAAGCUCUUCAGAAAGGAGGAGCUCAAGCCAAUAAUAAAGAAGAUCAAUUUGAUUGGAAAAGGUGCCUUCGGUGAAGUUUACAAGGGUGCUGUUGGUAACACACUGGUUGUGGUAAAGAAACCGAUUGGUUCUUGUGCGCUAGAGAAUGCACAAUAUCAAAAUCAGGUCAUCAACAUGUCUCAAGUCAGCCACAGGAAUAUCGUUAGGCUCAUAGGUUGUUGCCUAGAUGUAGAUAUCCCCAUUCUAGUGUACGAGUUCCUUUCCAAUGGAGACCUUGAUGAAAUUCUUCACUGUGGCAGCAGGGUGCCUCUCAAUUUGGAUCUCCGUCUAUCUAUUAUUGCAGAAUCAGCACAGGCCCUAGCUUAUCUGCAUUCACAAGCUCGUAUCAGAAUCCUGCAUGGUGAUGUCAAACCGCGAAAUAUACUCUUGGACGAUAACUUUAUACCAAAGAUCACAGACUUUGGUAUAUCGAGGUUGAUUGCGCGAGAUAAGGAUCACACUGAUUGCGUCAUCGGUGAAAGAAAUUAUAUGGAUCCAGUUUACAUGCAAACAGGCAGGCUGACCUUGAAAAGUGAUGUCUACAGUUUUGGAGUUGUGAUCCUGGAGGUCAUUAGCAGGAAGAAGGCCACUCAUUAUGAUAACAACAGCCUAGUGUGGAGUUUCCUUGAAGUUCACAAAGAAGGGAAGAAAGCAACUGAGCUGUUUGACAAGGAGAUUGCAGUAACAACAAAGGAUUUGGAGCUCCUUGACUGUCUUGCAGAGAUCGCCGUGGAAUGUCUUAACCUUGAUGUGGAUCAAAGGCCCACGAUGGCAGAUGUCGCGGAGCGCCUUGUCAUACUGAAUCAAUCUCGUAGGUCGCAAGCUGUUUAGCUAUAUAUAUAAGUUGAUGCAUAUU
Triticum aestivum (bread wheat) is the source of this 2991-nucleotide messenger RNA. RefSeq lists its product as uncharacterized. Gene Ontology annotation, cellular component: plasma membrane. Bases 378 to 2966 code for a protein of 862 amino acids. The transcript is spliced from 4 exons. The record is from RefSeq and is a predicted model, not a curated record. Gene Ontology annotation, biological process: protein phosphorylation; cell surface receptor signaling pathway. Gene Ontology annotation, molecular function: ATP binding; protein serine/threonine kinase activity. Lineage: Eukaryota; Viridiplantae; Streptophyta; Magnoliopsida; Poales; Poaceae.